AUGGCUUCUGAAGAUGAGGUAGACUACAAGGCCCUCUUUCUGCAGGCAGAGGAGCGAGCAACACGAGAAAGAGAGCAACGACAACAGGCGGAGAAGCGACAACAGGAGGCAGAGAAGCGACAACAGGAGGCAGAGACGCGAGCAACACAAGAAAGAGAGCAACGACUCAAGGCGGAGGAGCGACAACAGGAGGCGGAGGAGCUUAACCAGCCUACAUCAUUUAACGAGUUUAUCCAAUCAUGCCAUAACCUCCUCUCUCUGUCUAUAAGGGUUCAACAUCCAGCCUUCUCUACAAAGGGGUCAAUCGGCAAGCCAGUUGGGAAAUUAUAUCCAGUCUACCUUCGGCACUGGACGGACUGCUCAAAUACUCAGGAUAGAUUUUACCGCGACGUCCUUAGCUAUUUCCAACCAAGUGAGAGGCUAUUUCCUCCCAAGAUUGAACUCGAGGGAAUUGCACGGAGAUGCCGCCGGCGGCUAUUAAGUAGUGAGGCGGAUCUAGGAUUUCACGAGCAACUUGCAGUAGAACAACAUGUCCAGGAUAUUAUUACAGCAUUAUGCAGGAAGCCGGAGGCUCGGGUUAGCUUUACUCUUGGAGAGGGAGUCAUGUUUGAGAAUCAUACGAAUAUUAUUGAAGAGGACAACGAUAAUAUAAGUGUGAUAGAUGGACGGCGCUCUAUACCAGACCAGUUCUGUAUCCAUCGACGAGAGAAUGGCAUCCUUAGAUUACUUACUACCGUUGAGUAUAAGCCGCCGCACAAGUUACCAGUCGAGUAUCUACGCACUGGUCUCCGUCCUAUGAAUCUUUGGAAGGAAGUAAUCAAGCGAGACCCCCCAAAGGACGAAGAGGCAAAGUUAAUAUAUAACGCGGAACAGAUAACAGCAUCUGUCUUAGUUCAGGAGUUCGAUGUGAUGAUUAGGGAAGGCCUAGAGUAUUCCUAUAUUACUAACGGAUUAGCCUAUAUUCUCCUACGUAUAGAUCGCGAUGACCCUACAACACUCUACUACCACCUCUGCGAGCCUAAUAUGGAAAUUAGCCCCGAGGAGACACAGAUUUUACAGCCAAAAACCUCUAUUGCCCGGGUACUCUGUCUUUGCCUGAUGAGCUGCACCUCACAACCCCGGGAUCAGAACUGGCGAAACCAAUGGAUAGAGAAACUGGACACUUGGGAGACAAGCCUUGACUAUGAAAGAUCGCAGAUACCCGACGAGGAACUCCGCCGAACUCCUCCGGGCUCAGAGUAUAUACCAUCCUCUCCUGUUUCAAGCCCUCCUAUGGCAGGAGAUCGACCUAUUACUCGUUCCCGGGCCAGCUGUACACCCCAAAGCCUAACAGGGCUUACUGACUCUGACUCUGGCCCCAACUCUGAUUCCGAGCAACCGACCCCCGGGCGGAAACGGAACUUAAGUGAGCUCACAGCGUCACCACCUAAUCGACGACAGUCGCGCCAGAGAGAAGACGGGAGAAGUCAGGGGAAUCAUAGACAACACACGGAGGCAUUUUGUACACAGAAAUGUUUGCUCGGCCUUCAUCGGGGAGGUAAUCUAGAUGAAGGGUGCCCGAACGUGGAGAGUCAUAGAUCAAGAAACGGUAGCGAUAAGCACCCUAUUGACGCAGAGCAUCUAGUGGGCUUAAUCAACCAACAGUUGGAUAAAGACCUAGAUCAAAACUGCACGCCCUUUGGUAAGUGUGGUUCGUACGGGGCGCCGUUCAAGAUUACCUGUCACCAAUAUGGUUAUACGGUAGUUGGGAAGGGUACGACAUCCCGCCGCUGGGGCGAGGUGCAACGAGAAGCAGUGGUAUAUCGCUUUCUCCACCGGGCCCAAGGCUCUGCGGUCCCUGUAUUCCUUGGCUGCGUCAACCUGAGAAUGACGUACUAUCUCCACGGCGCAGGGCCUAUUAAACAUAUGUUGCUUAUGGGCUGGGGCGGAGAGGAUACUAGUACAAUUGAGGGUUCCCAAAAGCUAGACAGUGAAAUUAAGCGGUCAGAGAAGGAGAUCCGCACCAUGGGGGUUAACCAUUUGGACUUGAAGCCUAACAAUAUCCUUUGGAAUGCAGAGUUAGGACGGGCCUUGAUAAUUGAUUUCCACCGCUCUAGGUUGAUCGUCUCUCCAAGACACAGAAUAUCCAAGAAGCGAUUGGCCGCCCUGGAUGGAGUAGAAGAUGGGAGGAAGAGAACGGGGAAGAGAGGCAAGGUCUUUUAG
Molecule: messenger RNA, 2202 nt
Organism: Microsporum canis CBS 113480
Lineage: Eukaryota; Fungi; Ascomycota; Eurotiomycetes; Onygenales; Arthrodermataceae
Exons: 1
Coding region: 1-2202 (733 amino acids)
Source: RefSeq, a predicted model, not a curated record